AUGGAAGCCACACCCUCAACAUUUCACUCAUUCAAGAACCUCCCGCCCGAGCUCAGACUGCUGAUUUGGGAGGCAUCGGUCUGUGUCAAGUCUCCAGGCGUGAAGUUUGUUUCCCUCGAAUCGAACGCGACAGCUCAAAAUGCCGAUGGCAAAUAUGUUGUCAAUCUCCCUUGCUGUAGCGAUGAAUACGCGACUCUGAAUCCGUCAACCUUCUAUAUCGGACAGUUGAUGGCUUGCAGGGAAUCAAGAUACGCCGUGCUGAAGCAGUAUACAACCGGCAUCACAGCCGAGGCUCGUCUCACCUAUCGCAUGCGACUUUACGGACGUGACGUCUCCUUCGACAGCAACGCCUUACCCAAAAACGACCUCACUAUCCUUCAUGUGCUUCAAAAGCAGCAAGUAGACGUGGAUAAAGCAAUCGAAGCUCUGGGUCUCACGCAUAGGGGGCUGAACUUUCCGCUGGAACCGAUUGCCUUUGAGUACGCUGAGUCUUGGUCAUUUGACCCAAGAAAAGAGAGGUUCGAGGAUAUGAAGAGGGGAACCGGUCCACGGGCCUGUUUCCUCAAACUUUUGGAGCCGGCUUCCGAAGGAAGUGGCGAGGAUAGGCAAAUCUUUCACGGCGACGGAUACGAGUUUAUGGAUGCUAAGAACCACAAAGUCCUGUGGUACCAGAUCGAUUGGGAACACGCGGAACUUGUUGAUCCAGACACGAAGCUGAUGUCCGCCUGGGAUUUCCUGGCGGAAGUUGAGCGUAGUCUCCCACCUCAUUGGGGAUCCCUUCCGAAGGUCACGAUUCUGAUCCAGCCAAAUAGCCUGUCGAAAGUCAGCAGCAGCGAAUGCGACCUUCCUAAGUUGCCAGCCAAUCUUACCUGGGGAGAGUACAAAUCUUUAUCUCAGGCUCAGACCUGCUCCAGGCAGAAUACUCAAGCGAAAACCGAUAGGCUGGAGAUUUGA
Messenger RNA from Colletotrichum karsti, 954 nucleotides. RefSeq lists its product as uncharacterized. Lineage: Eukaryota; Fungi; Ascomycota; Sordariomycetes; Glomerellales; Glomerellaceae. The record is from RefSeq and is a predicted model, not a curated record. The transcript is spliced from 3 exons. The coding region runs from base 1 to 954 and encodes 317 amino acids.